CUCUCGGGACCCGCCCACGCAGGCUCUACGGAAAAGGGCAAAACAACAGGACACGCCCCCCCGUGGCCAGCACAGUACUGGCUCCUUCCCACACUCGGAUCCGGCCCUGGUCAAACUCGUCAGACGGGAGGGAUGCCUGCUCCCGAGGGUUGCCCCCACAGGCCGGGUGAGGGUGGGAAGCGAGGAUCGGACCCCCCCUUUCCCACGAGUGACGCCAUUUCAGGAGAAAGAAGCAGAUUCUCACUGGCAUGUAAACGAUGAGUAACCAAAACUGAACCGAGAGCAGGGUUAGUUUCGUGUUUGCCUAGGGAGGGGCCGGGGAAACCCCGAGUUGUCCAAAUUGAUUCACCUAGGGAGGAAAUGACACGGGCUCCAGCCUGUGGGCACUCUCAGCUCCCCCGCCGCACUCACAGCGCCGCAGUAGGGUAAUCUAGGGGAGAAUCUCCUUGGGGGAAGAUAGGAGGGAGGAGGACCGCUAUCUGAAAAAGGCUGGAAGAGAGGGAGAGACCGCCGUUUGGCCGGGAUGGCCUAGAGGAAACCAGGCACGGAGGGCUGGGACUGUCUGAGGGAGGACUGUGACAGCCGCUCGGCACCAGGAGCCCAGGAGCGGACUGUGAGGAGAGGUGGUGAUGAGUUACUCAGCAGUUCCUAAGCACCCACUCACGCGGGGCGCGGACAGGCAGAACAGCCCGGAGAGGUGGCCUAGAGGGCGGGCGGACAGACAGCAGGAAGGGCCAGCAUGCCCCCACUGCUGCACCCCGCCCUGCCGCUGCUCCUGGCCGCCACGCUGACCUUCCGGGCACUCCGGCACGGGCUCUGUCGCCUGCCCCUACCCGCGCACGUGCGCGCCGACCCUCUACGCACCUGGCGCUGGCACAAUCUGCUAGUCUCCUUCGCCCACUCCAUUGUAUCAGGGACCUGGGCGCUACUGUGUGUAUGGGAGACCCCCGAGAUGCUGGUGGAGAUUGAGACGGCAUGGUCGCUUUCUGGCUAUUUGCUUGUUUGCUUCUCCGCAGGGUAUUUCAUCCACGACACGGUGGACAUCGUGGUUAGUCGUCAGUCUCGAGCUUCUUGGGAAUACCUUGUCCAUCACGUCAUGGCCAUGGGCGCCUUCUUCUCAGGGAUCUUCUGGAGCCGCUUUGUUGGUGGGGGCGUCCUAACACUGCUGGUGGAGGUCAGCAACAUCUUUCUCACCUUCCGCAUGAUGAUGAAAAUCAACAAUGCCCAGGAUCUCCUCCUCUACCGGGUCAACAAGUAUGUCAACUUGGUCAUGUACUUUCUCUUCCGCCUGGCCCCUCAGGCCUACCUCACCCAUUUCUUCUUGCGUUAUGUGGGCCAGAGGACCCUGGGAACUUUUCUGCUGGGUAUCCUCCUCCUGCUGGACGUGAUGAUCCUCAUCUACUUUUCCCGACUCCUCCGUUCUGACUUCUGCCCUGAGCGUGUCCCCAACCGGCAACACAAAGACAAAUUCUUGACUGAGUGAAAAGACACAGAGCCUGGGACUGCUGGCAAGGACAGCAAACACAGCCAAGAACAGAAACAGCCUCACAUAUAAACUGGGACUUAGCCCCAAGCCUGGGUAUCCUCUGGGGCCAGCCUCUCCACCUUCAAAGCCUGCACCCAUGCUAUUGAAAACACUAAUGAAAGCACUCCUCUGAAGUCCUUGUCCUUUCUUGGGCAAGGGGUGAGGGAAGCAAACAGACCGGUUGGACAUAGUAGAUGGGUGUUUGAGGACAAGGUGCUACCAGAAAGCCAGCCAACCCACACUGCCCUGAAAUUGAUGUUAAUGAAAACUGUGUUUAUCCCUCCUC
Lemur catta (Ring-tailed lemur) is the source of this 1811-nucleotide messenger RNA. RefSeq names its product TLC domain containing 1 (gene TLCD1). The record is from RefSeq and is a predicted model, not a curated record. The coding region runs from base 740 to 1483 and encodes 247 amino acids. Gene Ontology annotation, biological process: regulation of membrane lipid distribution; plasma membrane organization; phospholipid homeostasis. Lineage: Eukaryota; Metazoa; Chordata; Mammalia; Primates; Lemuridae. Gene Ontology annotation, cellular component: plasma membrane. The transcript is spliced from 6 exons.